Messenger RNA from Colletotrichum chrysophilum, 771 nucleotides. RefSeq names its product putative secondary metabolism biosynthetic enzyme. NCBI's taxonomy places the organism in Eukaryota, Fungi, Ascomycota, Sordariomycetes, Glomerellales, Glomerellaceae. The transcript has a single exon. The record is from RefSeq and is a predicted model, not a curated record. The coding region runs from base 1 to 771 and encodes 256 amino acids.
AUGACGAACACCGUCUACGUGAUCACCGGCACCAACAAGGGCAUCGGCCUGGGCAUGGUGAAGGCCCUGAUCGCUCGCCCUUCCACAACCGUCGUCGCUUCAGUGCGCAGUGAAGCUGCCGCCGCCUCUCUGAAAUCGGGCGUUGCCGAAGUCACCAAAGGCUCUGGUAGCGAGUUGCAUGUCAUGCUGCUCGACCUCUCCUCGGCGCCGUCUCCUGCCGCUGUGCGUGAAGCUUUCACAGUAGCUACCGCUGGCACCGUGGAUCGCAUCGACAUUUUGGUCAGCAACGCAGCUGCUCCUUUCCCCAUGCUUCCUAUAUCUACAACCCCAGCCGAGGACUUCCGCAAAGCAUUCGAGAUCAACACUAUUGCUCCGUUGAUGGUGUUCCAAGGUCUCUGGCCACUGAUGGACAAGCCCCGCACCGAGACCGAUGUCCCCGCCAAGUUCAUCGGUGUCACCUCCUCUGUCGGAUCCAUUGAAACGCAAGAGCCGGUCCCCGGGGGUGCUUAUGGCCCCAGCAAAGCAGCUUUGAAUCACAUCACCAAGUCGCUGCACGCCCAACACAAGAAUCUGGUCGCUGUCGCCCUUCAUCCUGGGUGGGUCCAGACAGACAUGGGCAAUUAUGCAGCGAACGCAUGGAAUUACGCUGCCGGACCCCCGGACACAAUCGACAGCAGUGUCAGUGGCUGUCUCCAAGUCAUUGACGGAGCGAGCCGAGAGACUACGUCGGGGAAGUUCGUCACCCAGACUGGCCAGGUUGUCCCUUGGUAG